Messenger RNA from Ruditapes philippinarum (Manila clam), 817 nucleotides. RefSeq lists its product as uncharacterized. NCBI's taxonomy places the organism in Eukaryota, Metazoa, Mollusca, Bivalvia, Venerida, Veneridae. The transcript is spliced from 2 exons. The record is from RefSeq and is a predicted model, not a curated record. The coding region runs from base 191 to 817 and encodes 208 amino acids.
UUUUGAUAUCAGUAUGUAAAAAGGUAUCUUCGUAUCAGUUGCUAUAACUUAGUCUCAACACAAAGACGUUUUCAGGUUUUGUGAGGCAUAACAAAAUGUCACGUGAGCUCUUCAUUUGAUUACGACCAUUCAUGUCAAACGUGCAGACGAUAAUCAUCUUCCGUUGCGACAAACAAUAUUUUUCUGAAAAAUGGACGUUAGCAGGCGAAGACUACUUUUAGCAGCACUACCUGCUUUAGUUCAACCCCCACCAGAUGCUUCAGAGUAUAUCAAUCGUGUUAGGUCAUGUUUAGUGGCCGUAGUGAUGCCACCUCUAAACCCUGUUCUAGAUAUUCGUCACCGUUUAUUUUCAAAUGAUUCUAAUAUAUAUUCGGGAAGAAACGUUUUCCAAAUAUUCUCGGCAAAUAGGUACAAUUUCUAUAAUCUUACUGGUGAAACACCAGAAACAUUAAUAGAUAUGUUACAAAUUGUAAACCUAAGGAAUAACAGUCGUCACAAACUGUCUCCAGUAAACAGAAUCUUAUUGUUUGUUAUAUGGAUUCGGUGUUACCCAACUCUCAUGACACUUUCAGCAAUAUUCAAUGUGUGCACCGCAUAUGUACAUGUUGAAAUUCGCAUAAUGAUACGCACAUUUUACGCAGCAUUUUCGCAUUACAUUACUUGGCCUACAAUAGAUCAGUGGCUUAGUAAACGUGGUGAUUGGGAUAAACUGUACCCCGCAGUUGGUGCAAUAGAUGGUACAUCACACGAAAUAUUGCGACCAAUGAAUGUGCCACACACACACACACAACCAAAAGCAUGCUUUUUCACAAUUUGA